This is a messenger RNA of Alosa sapidissima (American shad), 2085 nucleotides long. It is a transcript of the gene tmem9b, whose product is annotated as TMEM9 domain family, member B. Gene Ontology annotation, biological process: positive regulation of canonical NF-kappaB signal transduction. The record is from RefSeq and is a predicted model, not a curated record. Gene Ontology annotation, cellular component: lysosomal membrane. Bases 172 to 756 code for a protein of 194 amino acids. The transcript has 5 exons. Lineage: Eukaryota; Metazoa; Chordata; Actinopteri; Clupeiformes; Clupeidae.
UUGCAGCGCGCACUUGAAAAUGAUCAGCUGACUCUGCUGCCACAGAGAUAUCUUGUAUGACUGGCUUCCCUCUUACAUUUCUGUAUGAUUUUGUUGUCCUUCAUAAUUAUUGUCGGUUACUGCCAAAUCAGUUUGAGCUCUGAUCAGGUUCUGUUCUUUUAAUCGAGAAAGAUGUAUCAUACUGGCAUUAGAGUUUCCUCACAAGUAGUUCCGCUCUUAUGUUUUGUCUUCGUGGUAAUAUCAACACAGACUGUCGACGCGAAGAAUUCAGAAGACAUUAGAUGCAAGUGCAUCUGUCCCCCUUACAAAGACAUACAGGGGCAGAUUUACAACCAAAAUGUGUCCCUAAAGGACUGCAACUGUCUUCAUGUUGUGGAACCGAUGCCAGUGGAAGGAAAGGAUGUGGAGGCUUACUGUCUGCGAUGUGAAUGCAAGUAUGAAGAGAGAAGUUCUGGAACUAUCAAAGGGACGAUUAUUGUGUACCUGUCCAUCUUGGGCCUGCUGUUGUUAUACAUGGUUUACCUGACCCUCCUGGAGCCCAUUUUGAAGAGGAGACUCUUUGGCCAUUCUCAGCUGAUACAGAAUGAAGAUGAUGUUGGGGACCAGCAGCCGUUCGCUAACGCGCACGAUGUGCUGUCGCGCUCGCGCCUGCGUCCCAACAUGCUGAAUAAGGUGGAGCAUGCUCAGCAGCGCUGGAGGAGGCAGGUGCAAGAGCAGCGCAAGUCUGUCUUCGACCGCCACGUCGUCCUCAGCUAAUCCCACUCCGCCUCCUCGGCCCUCUCCCCCCGUCUGCCCCUCUCCUACACUCACACACACACUCACACACACACUCACACUCACACACUCACUCCCCUGUUAGACCUGUGGCAGCGAGAUCACUGUGACUGGAACUGGCCCAUUCAUGCAUUCCCCUGAACAGCACUAUCUCCUCUGGUCCAUCAUUCCAUAGUGUUCCACACAGCUGCUCCUGGGGCACUGUCUCUUUGUGUUAACAAUCUCAUUGACGUAGGUCUGUGGAAGUGAUCUGGUGUGUUUGUGUGUGUGUGUGUGUGUGUGAGAGAGAGUGUGAGUGUGUGAGUGAGUGUGUGUGUGUGUGUGUGUGUGUGUGUGUUGAAGCUCAUUCAUAUGAACUUCAUUCAUCAGGCUUUUAGUUGAGCUCACCAUAGAAUAUGACUAUGAACAGUUCAAAAUGCAGUGAUGUAAUGUAACCUAUUGUAAUGCAUGACACACCAUGAUACUCCUCUUUCUGUAUUGAAAAAUGUUUGACCUGAUUGCAUUUUAGCCACACCAAAAAGCAUCAUUGAAAAAGUGCCAACAAUAUGACCAAUCUGAGUUCAUUUAAAAACAUUUAUGUAAAAAAUAUGGCAUUGAAAAUAGCUUUUGGAUACAUACCUGGAAUUUGACAUUUAACUGGAAUAAGAUCCCCCAAAAACCUGGAAUCUUGAGAAGGUGAUAAUGAAAAUGUAUAGUGUUAAAGAUGACUUAAAUCCUCAGUGUACAGAUUAAUAUUCAUGUUUUCCAACUUGGAACUUGCCGUCAUUGAAACUUCUAAUUCAUCUCUGUUCUAAUUCAUUUCUCUUCUAAUUCUUCUCUCCCCUAAUGCAUCUCCCUCCCUCUUCUGUUUAAAUCUCUGCUCGGUUGUGGCGAUGUUCCAUUUAUACUACUGCAUAAAUCCAUAGUUGAUUGUUUACUUGACAUGUAGCCAUGAGUUGUCUCCAAUCAAGAUGUCUUAUUUAACGUUUAACUGACUGGAAUCGGAUUCUUUUUUACAUCACUGCCUUGAGAAUUACAUUUUGAUCCUGGUGUGUUGUGUUGCAAAUCUCUGCCUCAUGCUCAUUUAGAUCAAGCACAUUUGUAAUACAUCUGUGAUGAUGACCUACAUUCUCUUGCAUAAUAAAUUGUGUUUGAAUUGAAAUGAAUGAUGUACGACUAAUCAGGUAGGAACGUUGUUGAUGUAGCACUGCUGGAACAUAAGGAGAGAUGGAGAAACGAUGUGUAUAGAAACUGUCAAAUGAGAGUUGAAGUUUUGUGUUCUGGUUUGAUGUAAAGCUUUCUAAAAUAUAUAAAACCCUUGAAUUUCCUGUA